Ochlerotatus camptorhynchus is the source of this 3398-nucleotide messenger RNA. Its product is annotated as dual specificity mitogen-activated protein kinase kinase 4-like. The transcript is spliced from 5 exons. The coding region runs from base 487 to 1665 and encodes 392 amino acids. Gene Ontology annotation, biological process: protein phosphorylation; MAPK cascade. The record is from RefSeq and is a predicted model, not a curated record. Gene Ontology annotation, molecular function: JUN kinase kinase activity; ATP binding. NCBI's taxonomy places the organism in Eukaryota, Metazoa, Arthropoda, Insecta, Diptera, Culicidae.
AUGCGAAUAAAACCCCAUCAAUGAAGAGUGUUCAGUGUUCACGGUGCAGUUCUCUUCACUAACUGCGAAAACGGAGGAAAAAGUGCUACUCUUGGGGUUGUGUUUUCCGUUUUUCUUCCUACAGGACGUGUAUUGCUGAGACAAAUACUUAGCUGAAAAUUUUGCAUCGGAAAAACUAAUUUUCAGUCGACAGUGCAACGCAAUUAUAGUGUCGGAAAAUACAGCAGUGUAAAGAAAGGGGAACCAUUUCGGUCGGUGGUCGUUUUCCGGAGAAUCGCAAUCGGAAAAGAGUGUCCUCCGAGCGAGAAAAUUGGUGGCUCGGUGGUAGAUUAGCGCUACUGCCAACGCGUAUACCUUGUUCCUGUGACGUGCACCGUUGUGACCACUGUAGACCGGAUUUACGGAAGUGCAGAGCCUUGGCACAAGAGUGACCGAAUAUUUUUGUGUGAAUCCGAUUUUUUUCUUUCAUCUAAUUGUCACGCAAACAUGGCGGAUCAAACAAAUCAAAACUCCACACAGGCAGAACCAAUGCGAACAAAGUUCCUGUCACUGGAUAUGAAUAAUGCGAACUGCGAUCGGAAGCGACCUUCGAAGAAGUUGAGCUUUCAACCGAGCCCGGUGGUUACCGCACGAACCCCUCCGUUGUCGGACCGAACGAGGGAUCGGAUCAAGAUGCAAGCCACGGGGAAGUUGCAGAUAGCUCCUAAUGCAAUUUACGACUUCACAGCCGACGACCUGACGGAUGAAGGAGAAAUCGGCCGGGGCGCAUUCGGGGCUGUCAAUCAAAUGAAAUUCAACCGAACGGGUACGGUGAUGGCAGUCAAGAGGAUUCGAUCGACCGUCGACGAGAAGGAACAGAAACAGCUGCUGAUGGAUCUGGAAGUGGUGAUGAAGUCGAACGAUUGUAAUACGAUCGUCACGUUCUACGGGGCACUGUUCAAGGAGGGCGACUGUUGGAUCUGCAUGGAACUGAUGGACACGUCGCUGGACAAGUUUUACAAAUUUAUCUGUGAUUGUCAGCACUCUCGGAUUCCGGAGCCGAUUCUGGGCCAGAUUACGCUGGCUACGGUGCGGGCGUUGAACUACCUGAAGGAGGAACUGAAGAUUAUCCACAGGGACGUGAAACCGAGCAAUAUCCUGCUGAAGCGGAACGGUGAUAUAAAGCUGUGUGAUUUUGGCAUUUCCGGCCAGCUGGUGGAUUCGAUCGCGCGGACUAAGGACGCUGGUUGUCGGCCGUAUAUGGCGCCCGAGCGAAUCGAUCCACAGCGUGCCAAGGGUUACGAUGUGCGGAGCGACGUUUGGUCGCUAGGUAUUACACUGAUGGAAGUAGCUACCGGGAAGUUUCCCUACCCGAAAUGGGGAUCCGUGUUCGAGCAGUUGUCGCAGGUCGUCGAAGGCGAUCCACCUCGGGUGUCGCAGUCCUACAACAACAUGGAAUUUUCGUUGGACUUUGUAAAUUUUGUAAAUACCUGCCUAAUCAAAGACGAAAAGGACCGACCGAAGUAUGGCAAACUGCUCCAGCACCCGUUCAUACAGCGCGCCGAGAAGAGCCAUACCGAUGUGUCCGUCUACGUUAGCGCGGUGCUUGAAUCGAUGGCCAACAAUGGCAUCACCCAGUUCACCACGAACCUGCCGGCGGAACGUUGGAACGAUAGUUUCAACUAGGAGGGGAUGAACUACUACCCACUGAUAGGUGGGUAAUUUGAAGACGUUAUGGAUGUAUGAGUGUGGGUGUGAGUGAGUUGCGGGUUGUUUGCGAAAAACCAGCGUGACUGUUAUCAAUUGUUUGUGAUCCUAAGCUUUCCGUAUGGGUGUUUUUUUUUUAUGUUCUUCUGGGGUUGUGUUCUCAGUUUUGUAACGACUUUACAAAUGGAACCGGUUGUUGAUGAUGAGGGGGGUGUGACGAAGACAAUAAAUUGUCUCCCAAUGUUUUUUCGUUUCCUUUUUCGUUUCGGUUCAAAUUAUACCGGAAAUGCUUACACCAUUUAGGAUGUCGCUUUGAAGUGGGUGAAUGUUACAAAUUAGGUGUGAUUGUGUUAUCCUAAUCGUGAUUGAUCCGUAGAGAUUUAAUAAUUUUUAAAUGAAGUAAUAUAUAAUAACUAAUUAAUGAUUGAUGGAUGGAGCGAGAUUGAUAGGAAGGCAAACCAGAUGAGAGUUAGCACACACGCGUUAGACGUGGACAAGGGAUGGACAUAACUAGUUGUUGUUAGUUGUUGAAUAAAUCAAUUGAUUUUGAAUACUAAGAAAUAGUCGCUUUUUAGAAACGAAACGUUUGUGAGUAUAAAAGAAAACUGAAACUGCUGUAAAAGUUUAUGAAAUCAGUGAAAAAAAAAACUUUCUACUUAGCGUAAGCAAGUCCUAAAAUAUUGAUUUAAGAAAACUUUCCACCCCCAGUCAAGUCCAAUAAACCGUAGCAUUCUGCAAUAGGUUGGAAAUGCAUUUGAUCGAAUUCGCCAUAGUUUUCCAAGAACAGAACAAAAAUCAAACGUAACCUAGUGCUGUUUCGUUUAUUCUCGAAACAUUCGAGCUCGCUUAACGAACUGGAAAACAAAGUUACUCACCAGAUCACUGCAACUCGCUUGAACAUAAAUCCUCUUGCCUUAAUAAAUACUACUUCAGCUGCUUACACUUUUGUAUAAACUUCAGUUCAAAUUAGGCAUAGGUAUGGUAAAUUCAGUUAAUUCCGAUGCUUCAAAACAUAAGUUUUUAUAACUUUCCUUUCAGCUAGAAAAGAAAUCCUCGUAACCCCGUUAGGCACUGUAUUUCUAUUCCUCUGUAGGUAAAAUUGUGAAAUUUAAUGCUUGUGGCUACAGGGAACAGUGCUCCCUUUUUCAAUGAGCUUAUCACCAAUACACACACUGAUAUAAACAAACACAAACACUCCCAAAAACACGUAAGAAAAUACACACACACACACACACUAUUAGAAUUGAAAAUGAUUCAUAACAAAUGAAUAAGUAACUAAUUAAUUGAGAGAGGAAAGGAGUUUUAAACUUGAGAAAGGGAUUGUCAGAGAUGGUAUAAUAAUUAUAAAACUAAUGCAAAGCGAAGAGAUAGGUCGUUUAUGAAAAGCCAUAGGUAUACAACACAUACGGAUAAACACAUAGACAUAGCGGACACGAUAGGAGAUGAUUAAACCACACAACAAUUUACGGUAGAAGAAAGAGUUUUUUUUCUGUUGAUAGGAGAUACAAAAAUAAAUACACAAACACACACACACACACACACUAGGUCAAAAUAGUUCUGUCGGUGGUUCGUAUGGGAAUUUCGUAAAAAGAUGAAAAGUCAAAAUAGGUACGGAAACUUCAGACUAGGUAUCCCUUGUAAGAGAAGAGGGGUAAGCCGCAUGAAAAAAAGGAUACACGAAUAAGAAUAAACCACAAUGCAAUAUUAGAGAA